GAUCGAGAGGUACAACGUAUCUUGUUGGAACUGCUCAACCAGAUGGACGGAUUCGAUCAGAAUGUCAACGUGAAGGUGAUCAUGGCCACAAAUCGGGCAGACACACUGGACCCCGCUCUACUCCGUCCCGGUCGUUUGGAUAGGAAAAUUGAAUUUCCUCUGCCAGAUCGGCGUCAGAAGCGUCUGAUUUUUUCAACCAUUACCAGUAAAAUGAAUCUGAGCGAUGAGGUCGAUUUGGAGGACUAUGUGGCUAGGCCUGAUAAAAUUUCCGGUGCCGAUAUCAAUUCGAUCUGUCAAGAGGCUGGUAUGCAAGCCGUACGGGAGAACCGUUACGUGGUACUCGCUUCGGAUUUCGAGAAAGGAUACAAGAACAGCUUAAAGAAGAGUGAUCAGGAGUUUGAGUUUUACAAGUAA
This is a messenger RNA of Echinostoma caproni, 414 nucleotides long. Lineage: Eukaryota; Metazoa; Platyhelminthes; Trematoda; Plagiorchiida; Echinostomatidae. The record is from the annotation of a GenBank genome assembly.